Molecule: messenger RNA, 1965 nt
Organism: Drosophila takahashii
Lineage: Eukaryota; Metazoa; Arthropoda; Insecta; Diptera; Drosophilidae
Product: protein amalgam
Biological process (GO): synapse organization; homophilic cell-cell adhesion
Cellular component (GO): neuronal cell body; plasma membrane; axon
Molecular function (GO): axon guidance receptor activity
Source: RefSeq, a predicted model, not a curated record
UUAACGACCUACCUCCGACAGCUCCGAACCAAAUUCAAAUCGAUAAACAAACUCACCAAAAUCAAGACAGAAAAAACCAAUCAUGAUCAGAGCGAAAGAUUCGACGUGGUUGCUGCUCAUUUGUCUGCUAAUUGGACAACUAUACGUGAGUUGCAAUGGAUCGCCCGUGGAUACGGAUGAAAAGGAUAAAGAAUAUCAGGAAGAUGAUUACGAGUAUGACGAAGGUACUGAUGACACCGAUGACUUCGAUGUUACAAAAGACGUAAAUGACCAGUUGGCGCCGCCUUAUUUUGAGGAAACUGAUCUGCGAAUUGACGCCAAACCGGGCGAUGAUGUGAUCCUCAACUGCGAUGCAAGGAACUUCCAGCUUAGCAAUGCGGUGAUGUGGUACAAGAACCGGACAAUAAUUGCGAAUGGCCAGAACUCGAUUAGCCAGCGCGUGGAGGGCAUGGCGAACAACUCGAUACUGCUGAGGAAUGUGACGCCGGAGGACUCGGAUGAUUACUAUUGCGAAAUUCUGCCCCAGAGGGUUCGACAGCACACGGCACUGCGGGUGGGCGCCCGGCUGUCGAUCCUCUGCGACGAUCGCGAUAUUACGGAUCGAUCGCAGACGUUCAGGCAGGGCGACCACCACAAGCUCGAGUGUCGAACGUAUCUGCCCGGCAAUCCCAUUAUCAAGUGGUCCUUUAAUGAUCUUAACGGACAACCCUCUCCAGUGGAUAACCAGAAUGGCGUGAUCAUUCUGGACAACGUGGACGAAAAGGACGCGGGUGACUACCAGUGUUUGGCCGACGAUGGCAGUCGCCAUCCUCCCCACGGCACCGUUCACAUCGAUGUCCAGUACAGUCCCAUUGUCUCCACCCAUCGGCACAAUGUGAACACCGAGAAGGGCGCCACCGCCGAGCUGUAUUGCAACUAUCGGGCCAAGCCCAUUGGCAGGAGUUACUUCAUCAAGGACGGCAAGACCCUGCAGCUCUCCGACAAGUACUCGCUCAAGGAUUCCGUGCACAACGGUCACAAUCGCACCACCCUGAUCGUCCGCGAGGUGAUGGACAGCGAUCUGGGCGAGUACCUGUGCCAGGUGGAGAAUGCCAUCGGGUCCAACGAGGUGAAGGUGCAUGUCAGCUACAACCCGGAGACCCCACAGUUCGAGGACAUGUCGGUGGAGGGCAACCAGGUCACAUUGCACUGGCUGGUCAGGAGUCGACAGCCCCUCUCCGAGGCCAUGCUGGAUUACCAAGUAACUGGGUCCCUCCAUUGGAGCACUGUUUCCGUGCUGCAGACCCAUCGCCACAAUAGUACGGAGAACAUCUGGAAGAUCACCCAUCAGCUGGAGUUGCAACGCGGAGUGUGGCAUGCUCGCGUGAAGACGAAGAACACCCACGGAUGGUCGCACUUUUCGAACGAUCACGUCUUCGAAAUCCGCGACGAUUCCGAUACCGAGAGAGAUGAAGAAAUAGAAGUAGAUCAGUCUGGCAAGCCGGAACUGCCGCCGGAUGAGAUCGUGCAGGCCGGAAUCGGACCGGUGCCCCGAGGAGCUGCGUCAUCACUCCGGCAGCUGAAUUUGGGGGCAGUCCUGCUGGCAGCACUCCUGCUGCGAAUCCGCCUCUAAAUGGGGUGCCACUUAUUCGGGCCGAGAUGUGUACAUACGUAUUUCCGGAUUACUCAGCCAUCGAUGGCUUCGGCGCGAUAGCGAACGCACAUAGGAAACCGAAACUAAAGUAUUCUAAUUAUACAAAUGCUAAUGCGCGACCGCUAGCUUGGGUCAAUGUUAAUGUUAAUGCUAUAGAACACGCUGGAGCGAUCACCACUGAAACAUUUGUGCCAAGCAGGGGAAUUCGAAGAACGAGGAUUAAAGUUAAUUUAGUUUAGUUAAAGUUAAAGGAGCGACGUUGAUUAGGACAGAGAAACUGCGACGAUCGGUUUAAAACCGCAAAAACGAAAGGAACAUUUUGAUUAACCCUA